CUAGCCCUCGCCUUUACUAACUCGACACCAAUCCGUUUCUCCAUUUUCUCGAACCCCCCCACCGGCAUCGCCUCCCUCCACUCCUUCCAUUCGUCUGCUGUGCUCCUGCUCAUCAGGCCACCAGUGGAAAGGAUGAUCGGUUUAAAGACCCCACCAGUGACUUUCGGAGCGUUCUUCGAGACGACCUGACCCACCUUGUCGAGCCAGUUAGGGGGUUAUAGAGGUUGCAUUUUUCGUUGUUUAAUUUAUUGGGUUGUCGUGUGGGUUGCCCGAAUUAAAGAAACUACUUAAAUAAACAACUUUUUAAAGAAAAGAAAAAAUAAUCCAACCUCCUCUUCCUCACAAGACCAGCGUCCUCGCUUUUGCUUUGACCAACUCGACACCAAUUCGCUUCUCCAUCCUCUCAAACGCACCCGCCGGCAUCGCCUCCCUCCCAGUCCUGCCACUCAUCGGCUGUGCUCCUGCUCACCAGGCCACCAGUGGAUAAGAUGAUCGGUUUGAAAACCCCACCAGUGACCUUUGGAGCGUUCUUCGAGACGACCUGGCCCACCUUGUCGAGCCAGUUCACGCACCGAUCCAGGCAGAAGUCGGCCAGCUUGCUGUUGGGGGAGCUGGGGGGGACAGUGCUUCGAGCAUCGCGGUCGCCGAGGGCGUAAACCUUCAGGUCGUAGUCAGCGAAGGCUAAAGCGCUAGGUCCUCUGACCCGAAGGUCGUUUCUCCUUUGUCCUGACAGCGUGUGAGGCUCGAUCUCGACAGUGGCACCUUGAAUUUGCUUGAGGUGCUGGAAGAUGACACGGUUGAUGGCGUUGCCGCAGGGAAUGGCCAACCUGCGUUGGAAGUGCCGGUCCCAUCCCCAUCUCCCCCAGCACUUCCAGAGACGACAGUGUGCAAUUCGGUUUUCGACUUCAUCCGCAGGAAGUACCCUGGCCCCCAAGAAAUGCAGGAACUGCUGCGAAGUUUCAAGGAAAGGGGGAUUCAAAUCCCUUGUCCUGUGGGCGGUCCUGGGGAAGGACACGAGUUACGGAAUGCUGGAGGGAAGGCAAGGUUCCGGUUGCGAUGCAAGUUCCGGAAGUGUAAAACUUCAAUGGAGCUUGUACCAUCACCGUACUGGAUAAAAACCUUGAUUGAGGAAGGCCGUCUGUGCCGCUCACCAUGGAGCAAUUCUACGCAUUCGGUCUUUCUGAUCGCCCAGGCUAUGAAGCACUGCUCUUCAUUGUGGGCCUCUCUUUCAAGAGCCGACAAUAGACGCUUGGGUUCAAGUGUAACCGGACCGAGUCCGAUGGACGCGACGGAGAGAGAAAAUAUAUACAAUACCGAGUAGAUAGACUUUGU
Cryptococcus deneoformans JEC21 is the source of this 1332-nucleotide messenger RNA. RefSeq names its product expressed protein. The transcript has 2 exons. Lineage: Eukaryota; Fungi; Basidiomycota; Tremellomycetes; Tremellales; Cryptococcaceae. Bases 789 to 1115 code for a protein of 108 amino acids. The record is from RefSeq and is a predicted model, not a curated record.